AUGAAUUCCAAUAACAUUUGUAUAAAAGAAGAUUUUGUAUCAUAUCCUUCUAUUGAUGAAAAUGAAGACAUUUAUGAAAAUGAGGAUGAUUUGUUAGAUUUUACUGAAAAUGAAACAGAUGGUCUUUAUGUUAGUAAGAUAUUUGUAUUAUGGCAAGAAGUCACAAUAUUUCUCAAUGAUUUUUGUUUACAAAAAGGAUUUGGAUACAGAAAAGGUUAUCUUAAACAAUUAUAUGAAAGUAAAGAAUCAUGGGCGAGAUGUUAUACUAGCUCAUAUUUCACAGCAGGAAUGCAAUCAAUAAACCGUAUUGAAAGUAUUAAUGAAGUAAUUAAAAAGGAUUUAGAUGGACGAUAUGUAUCAUUAAAUGAUCUUUGUGCAAAUAUUGAUAAUGAGAUUCGCAUUCAUGUAACUUUUGCAAUAACUGAGAAAAUUCAUGAACAAAUGAACCUUAGUUUUUUAUAUCACGCAAUACAAAUUGAAUAUAAUACAAUAGAUAUUAAUAUUAAAUUUUCAUAUGAGAAUAGAUGUAUCAAUGAAAUAUUUGAUUUACCUCAAGGAUAUGCAAAUGCGAUUCUUAGAGAUAUUUAUGAUCAAUUAGUUUCAAUAUGGGAAGUACGACAUAUGAAAUAUGAGUCUUCACCUAAUUAUAUAUUUCUUUUGGAAAAUG
Molecule: messenger RNA, 667 nt
Organism: Funneliformis geosporum
Lineage: Eukaryota; Fungi; Glomeromycota; Glomeromycetes; Glomerales; Glomeraceae
Source: the annotation of a GenBank genome assembly